GUAUUUUUUUUAGGUACUGCUAAUCGCAUGAUUCUAUUAACCAGCCACUCUUUUAAAGGUUUUGCCCUCUGUUCAUAUUCCAAUUCGCCUUCACGCAUAGGAAGAAACAAAAGGUUCCAAUGGCUAGCAGAAAGCUCGUACGGGAUUGGGUAAUCUGUAAAAAUCCUUCUUUCCGGCGAAUAUUAGCGCCACCACAACAGGUGGUGAGAUUGAUUGGAGCAGAGAGUUACGUGGGUAUUCGUCCUUAUAGUGUAUUCAAUGAGUUCUCCAAACAGGUUAAAAGCGAAGUCUACAGAAAUCAAGAAUUCCAACGGUCUGUCAAGCAACUGAAGGAGAAAGCUGAGGAAUUGAAAGGGGUGAAAGAAGAUUUUAAAACAAGAAUGAAGCAGACAACGGGGACGCUUUACAAACAUGUGGAUGGUGUUUGGACGGAGGCUGAAGCUACGACAAAAAAGGUCAAAGAUAGCUUUGGAGUGGGGAAGCAAGAAGCUCGAGGAUCAAGCAGUCACUCUGACACUUCUAGUUCAAAUGCCAAUGGGAGUAGUGAGUCUGCAUCUGCAAAAAAUCAACAGGAACAACAAUCUGGUUCCAGUGAUAGUGCGGAAACAGUUUUUAGCAAGGUUAAAUCUGCUGCUUCAUCAAAAGUCUCACCGUUCUUUCAGAAAGUAAAAGAAGCAAAGCCUGUUGGCUUAGCAAAGAAGGGCUACGACAUCAUAUUGGACGAGUUGAAAGGUACUCCUCCUGGUACGAGAAAGCACCUCGAGUAUUCUGCGCCCAUACAAGAAACUUCGUCAAACUUUGAGAGGAGCACAAGAACUGAGGUUGUUGUCUUACCAUCGAAGCAAUCGAAAUGGAAUAAGGAAUGGGAAACCUUCAAGGAAAAAAUGCAGGGUCACCCUCUUUCUAAGAGCUUCACUGCUGCGACUAAACCUUUUGUGACAAAGUUGCAGGAGACUAUAGAAGAUAUUCGUGAGGGACUUGAAACGAGUGAUAAUCCCGUUGUUCACAAACUCCAAGAUAUGCGUGCGAAUAUGGAUGGAGAAUCUUCAGCUGCGAUGUCAACUAAAGAGAUUUACAGCAGAGAUCCGUCAUUCUCUUUGCCUGUAUUUGUUGAUGAGGUUCAAGAAGUGAUUCGACCAGUUCUUGACGCUUUCUUCAAAGGAGAUACAGAGGGGUUAAAGAAAUAUUGCAGCAAAGAGGUAAUUGAGCGGUGUAAAGCAGAGCAUCAAGCUUUUGAUAGCCAGGGUAUCAUUUUCGACAACAAGGUAAGAAUAAACGCAAGUUAUUACGUAUAUUUUUUGCUUUUAAAUUCACUAGUAAAUUAGCCGCGCUUUGCGUGGUUGUAAAAGAAAUCAGUGAAUUCUUUGUUUUAAAUUGCAUUGUUAUUUUUACAAUGGAAAAAAUGCAUUUGUCACAAUACAUAAGAAAGGGAAAACAAUGAAAAAUUCAAUCAAAGCAAACAUGUAAAAACCGGCACAUUAAUUAACCAAAAAAACAAAGGAAAAGGAGGAAAACUAAAGGUCUCGAAUUAGAGAUGAACUAACAAGUGUUAAUUUCCAAAUGAAAAUAAGUUUCUGGUGGUUUUAAAAAUACAAAAAUGUGAAAAAUUCUCCCAAAACAUCUUGUCAUAGCCACUGCCCCUACCUCAAAUAUCAAUAACAUAAAAUUCACCUAAAAAGUUUUCCAACUAAGAUCAAUAAAGGUAAGUAAAUUGAAGGGAAGAAGUGUUUUGAUAGUUGAUAUUCUAACAGAGUUUUUUCCAUAACCAUAAAAAACACAAAAUUCAUCAAGUUGCGAAGUUCCUCGCUAUUUGCUCUUGUUUUUCUUGCAAAUUU
Nicotiana tabacum (common tobacco) is the source of this 1835-nucleotide messenger RNA. The record is from RefSeq and is a predicted model, not a curated record. NCBI's taxonomy places the organism in Eukaryota, Viridiplantae, Streptophyta, Magnoliopsida, Solanales, Solanaceae.